GAAGUCGUGUGUUGUUACCCAAGCCUACUACUUUCAAGUCGCGAUGUGCGACUGUAGAUGCAAAAUACAGUACUUUAUGUAUAGAUCUCCAAGAGCCAAAGGAUGGCUUUGGUGAGAAGCAGCCGGGGGUUCCGCCCAGGUCGUGGUAAAAGGAGAAUUUAAGCAACCGGAGACGAGAGGCGCUGCGGGGAGGCCGUUUGACGCUCGUUCUUCGCGAACGUGCGCUGCCUCGUUUCCUUCCGGGCCAACUUGAACCUCUGCAGCUCCCGUAGGCCGUGAGUCAGAAGGGCCGGUCAACAUGGAAGUGAAUCCCCCGAAACAGGAGCACCUGCUGGCGCUGAAAGUGAUGCGACUGACAAAGCCUACUUUAUUCACCAACAUUCCAGUGACAUGUGAAGAAAAAGACUUACCGGGUGAUCUCUUUAACCAACUAAUGAGAGAUGAUCCUUCAACUGUAAAUGGUGCAGAAAUCCUAAUGUUGGGAGAAAUGUUGACUUUACCACAGAAUUUUGGGAAUAUAUUUCUGGGAGAGACCUUUUCCAGUUACAUCAGUGUCCAUAACGAUAGCAAUCAAGUGGUAAAAGAUAUCCUGGUAAAGGCUGAUCUUCAGACCAGUUCUCAGCGUUUGAAUCUUUCAGCCUCGAAUGCCGCAGUGGCUGAGCUGAAACCCGAUUGUUGUAUCGAUGAUGUCAUACACCAUGAAGUAAAAGAAAUCGGAACCCACAUCUUGGUGUGCGCUGUGAGUUACACAACUCAGGGUGGAGAAAAAAUGUAUUUUAGGAAGUUCUUCAAAUUUCAGGUUCUCAAACCACUGGAUGUGAAAACUAAAUUCUACAAUGCAGAGAGUGACCUCAGUUCUGUGACUGAUGAAGUGUUCCUGGAAGCCCAGAUUCAGAAUAUUACAACUUCACCCAUGUUUAUGGAGAAAGUCUCACUGGAGCCAUCUCUAAUGUACAAUGUGACAGAAUUGAAUUCGGUGGACCAGGCUGGAGAAUGUGUAUCCACGUUUGGGUCAAGAGCAUAUUUGCAGCCAAUGGACACACGCCAGUACUUGUACUGCCUAAAGCCCAAAAAGGAAUUUGCAGAAAAAGCGGGCAUCAUCAAGGGAGUAACCGUAAUAGGAAAACUGGAUAUAGUGUGGAAAACCAAUCUAGGUGAGCGGGGAAGGCUACAGACCAGCCAGCUUCAAAGAAUGGCUCCAGGCUACGGGGAUGUGAGGUUGUCUUUGGAAGCAAUCCCAGAUACUGUCAACCUAGAAGAACCUUUUCACAUCACCUGUAAAAUAACAAACUGCAGCAGUGAAAGGACUAUGGAUCUGGUUUUGGACAUGUGCAAUACCAGUUCAAUCCACUGGUGUGGUAUUUCAGGAAGACAGCUGGGGAAGCUGCAUCCGAGCUCCUCCCUCUGCCUCGCCCUCACUCUGCUCUCCUCUGUACAGGGACUGCAGAGUGUCUCCGGCCUGAGACUAACAGAUACAUUCCUAAAGAGAACAUACGAAUACGAUGACAUUGCACAAGUCUGUGUGGUAUCUUCGGCCAUUAAAGUGGAAAGCUGAAGAACAUUUCCAGUGGUAGAUGUUUCCUUUGUUUCUGUGUUUUUGUUACCUUUGUAAAAUAAUGAGGUCAUCAGGCAGCGUAAGCAUAUAUCAUUUAAAUUUCUUUUGUGUAGGACAGUAUAUUAAAUAUCCGUUUUGAACAGA
This is a messenger RNA of Ochotona curzoniae (black-lipped pika), 1699 nucleotides long. It is a transcript of the gene TRAPPC13, whose product is annotated as trafficking protein particle complex subunit 13. The record is from RefSeq and is a predicted model, not a curated record. Gene Ontology annotation, cellular component: TRAPPIII protein complex. NCBI's taxonomy places the organism in Eukaryota, Metazoa, Chordata, Mammalia, Lagomorpha, Ochotonidae. The transcript has 13 exons. The coding region runs from base 299 to 1555 and encodes 418 amino acids.